AAUCUGUUAUUUGUACUUCCCAAUGAUUUUUUUUCUUUAAGCGUUGUUUGUCUUUUUGUCCAUCUGUGACACUUUUCUGUCCACAGCUGUUUCUUAACUUUUUCUUGUAAUGAACCUUAAAAAUUAUUUUCUAUUAUCAUGUUGCAUUGGUACACGCAUAAAAUUUAUCUGCAUCAACUUGGUAAGCCAUAGUUAUCCUCUUCAUUGAUUGAAAGUAAGGAAUCUGCAUCAACUUGGUAAAGCCAUAGUUAUCCUCUUCAUUGAUUGUAAGUAAGGAAUCUGCAUCAACUUGGUAAAGCCAUAGUUAUCCUCUUCAUUGAUUGAACGUUAGGAAUCAGCAUCAACUUGGUAAAGCCAUAGUUAUCCUCUUCAUUGAUUGAAAGUAAGGAAUCUGCAUCCACUUGGUAAAGCCAUAGUUAUCCUCUUCAUUGAUUGAAAGUAAGGAAUCUGCAUCAACUUGGUAAAGCCAUAGUUAUCCUCUUCAUUGAUUGAACGUUAGGAAUCUGCAUCAACUUGGUAAAGCCAUAGUUAUCCUCUUCAUUGAUUGAAAGUAAGGAAUCUGCAUCCACUUGGUAAAGCCAUAGUUAUCCUCUUCAUUGAUUGAAAGUAAGGAAUCUGCAUCAACUUGGUAAAGCCAUAGUUAUCCUCUUCAUUGAUUGAACGUUAGGAAUCUGCAUCAACUUGGUAAAGCCAUAGUUAUCCUCUUCAUUGAUUGAAAGUAAGGAAUUUCAUAACUUUUUUUUGCUUUCCAUAGCUGUUGCUCAGUAACUAUUGUAUGUAACUACAUGAAACUUGUAAUUAAUAUGUAUGUUCAUAAAAUGUUUGUGCGUGCCUAAGUAUUACUUGGAUUGCCUUGGUAAAUUAGUUUUCAAACCCACUUAAUUGGUUGAAACAGUUGUGUUUUUUUCUGCCCAAUGCAACCUCUCAGUAAAUAUAAUGAUAUUAACAACUUUAGUAAGCAGAAUGCUACCUGCAGAAUCAAUCCCUAGAGUUUGUGCUCAGCAAAACACAACUACUAGAAGAACGGAGACGAAUAGCCAGAAGACUGCUUUCUGAAGGGGAAUUCAUUGGAUGUCAUCUAGAAGAGAUAGCAAGUAGCCCAUCAGUCGAACAUGAGAACUCGGACCAGCUGGCAAACACCCCUGCCUCUGCCAUGGAUUUGGAAGGGGGAGACACUGACCCAGUAGUCGAUCAUGUGGCAACAACUAGGAACUCGGACCAGCUGGCAAACACCCCUGCCUCUGCCAUGGAUUUGGAAGGGGGAGACACUGACCCAGUAGUCGAUCAUGAGGCAACAACCAGGAACUCGGACCAGCUGGCAAACAACCCUGCCUCUGCCAUGGAUUUGGAAGGGGGAGACACUGACCCAGUAGUCGAUCAUGUAGCAACAGCCAGGGAGUCAAGAUAUCCAGCCAGAGCGAGUACAUCAAAGGUUUGUGGCAGACAUUACCUGUUGACUUAUCAAAGAGGGAUGUAUUUAGCUUUACCCUCCCAUCAAAACAUGCACCUUUUCGCAGAGAGUCCAUUAUUUAUUAUUAACCUAAGAGUCAGAGAAACUCAUUGUCUGUGCAACGCCGAUGAUGGAAGUUUCUGUCGUGAUUGA
Dreissena polymorpha is the source of this 1603-nucleotide messenger RNA. RefSeq lists its product as uncharacterized. The coding region runs from base 1154 to 1603 and encodes 149 amino acids. NCBI's taxonomy places the organism in Eukaryota, Metazoa, Mollusca, Bivalvia, Myida, Dreissenidae. The record is from RefSeq and is a predicted model, not a curated record. The transcript has 8 exons.